UAUAUAAAAGGAGAAAACUUUUUUAAAUCUAAAACAAAGACAUUUCGUUACCACUUCCUUGGAUUACUACUCUUACUAAACAAUGAAGCGAAUGCUGUCCCUAUGCACUUUGUCUCUGCUCUUAGCACUAAGUCAUGGAUAUUAUUCUGAUGAAGUAGAAGAUGAAGCAGCUGGUUAUGGAAUAGGAAGUGCUCAUGGUGGCGGUUACGGUGGAGGAUACGGUGGAGGAAGUGGAUUAGGAGGCGGAAAAGGACUUGGCUCCGGAGGAGGAUUUGGUGCUGGUAAAGGUUUAGGAUCAGGCUUUGGAGGAGGAAAAGGCCUAGGUUCAGGAAUAGGAAGUGGAAAAGGCUUAGGUUCUGGAAUUGGAGGAGGCAAAGGACUUGGUUCAGGAAUUGGAAGUGGGCACGGGUUGGGAAGUGGAUUAGGACAUGGUGCCGGCAAAGGCCUGGGACAUGGCUUUGGUAGUGGAAUUGGGCAUGGACAUGGUCAUGGACUCGGCCAUGGUCAUGGUCAUGGUCAUGGAUUUGGGAGUGGAUUAGGAAAAGGACUCGGAAGUGGUAUCGGAUCUGGAAUUGGUAAAGGAGUAGGUAGUGGAGUGGGCAAAGGUCUAGGUAGCGGAAUAGGAAGCGGGGUGGGUAAAGGUUUAGGUAGUGGAAUUGGAAGUGGUGUGGGAACAGGUCUAGGAAGUGGAAUUGGAAGUGGUGUUGGUAAAGGUUUAGGUAGUGGAGUGGGUAAAGGACUAGGAAGUGGUAUUGGAAGUGGGGUUGGUAAAGGUCUAGGUAGUGGAAUUGGAAGUGGUGUUGGUAAAGGUUUAGGAAGUGGAAUUGGAAGUGGGGUUGGUAAAGGUCUAGGUAGUGGAAUUGGAAGUGGUGUGGGUAGUGGAGUAGGAAGUGGAGUAGGCAAAGGUAUAGGAAGUGGAAUUGGAAGCGGGGUAGGUAAAGGAAUAGGAAGUGGUGUUGGCAAGGGCAUCGGAAGUGGUGUAGGGAAAGGUUUAGGUAGUGGUGUGGGAAAAGGUUUCGGCAGUGGUGUCGGAAAGGGCAUUGGAAGUGGAAUUGGAAAAGGACUAGGAAGUGGAGUUGGAAAAGGAAUUGGUAGUGGAAUUGGCAAAGGACUAGGAAGUGGCGUAGGAAAAGGAUCUGGCCACGGAUAUGGAAACGGUUUUGGUGCUGGAAAAGGAUUUGCUGAAGGAUAUGGUGCACACUUUGAAGGAUACAAUGAAGGAACAGGGCUUUCUACUGAGUAUGAUGGCCAUGAGCUAGAAGGUGGUUAUGGUGCUCACGAAAUUGACUCUUUUGAACAUAAUCCAGAUGAGUCUUCUUAUGGACGAGAAGGAAGCUUUGGAUAUGACAGUGACCAAGAAGAAAAAGUUCUCACUGUACCAAUUGUGAAAAACUUUCCCCUUCUAGGUGAUAUUCCUCUUACACAAUUUGUCAAGAUACCAGUUCCAGAAGAAAGUUAUGGUGGUUUUGGAAGUAACGAUGGCUACGCAGAUGAAUAUAAUAAGAGCGAAGAAGACAGCUACGAACAUUGAUGAUGAAAGUUUCAUUUUUUCGAAAGGGUCACAGCGUCAUAUUAACUUUGAUACAAAUUAAAUUAUUUAUUUAUUUUUGUACAUACAAAUCUUUCAUACCAAUACAUGAAUAAACAUGUUAAU
This is a messenger RNA of Parasteatoda tepidariorum (common house spider), 1654 nucleotides long. RefSeq lists its product as uncharacterized. The record is from RefSeq and is a predicted model, not a curated record. NCBI's taxonomy places the organism in Eukaryota, Metazoa, Arthropoda, Arachnida, Araneae, Theridiidae.